AUGGAGCCUGGCGCCGGUCCACACCCGCUGCGUCCCCUCGCCUGCCUGGUGCCCCUCUGCCUGGCGGUGCUUUGGGGACCCGGGCGACCUGGGACCGCCGAAGAAGUUGUCCUCCUGGAUUCCAAAGCCUCCCAGGCUGAGCUGGGCUGGACUGCACUGCCAAGUAAUGGGUGGGAGGAGAUCAGCGGGGUGGACGAACACGACCGUCCCAUCCGCACAUACCAAGUGUGCAACGUGCUGGAGCCCAACCAGGACAACUGGCUGCAGACGGGCUGGAUCAGCCGCGGCCGCGGGCAGCGCAUCUUCGUGGAGAUGCAGUUCACACUGCGUGACUGCAGUAGCAUCCCCGGAGCCGCAGGCACCUGCAAGGAGACCUUCAACGUCUACUACCUGGAAACCGAGGCCGACCUGGGUCGGGGGCGACCCCGCCUCGGGGGCAAUCGGCCUCGAAAGAUUGACACCAUAGCCGCGGAUGAGAGCUUCACGCAGGGUGACCUGGGUGAGCGCAAGAUGAAGCUGAACACCGAGGUGCGUGAGAUCGGCCCGCUCAGCCGGCGGGGCUUCCACCUGGCCUUCCAGGACGUGGGCGCGUGCGUGGCUCUGGUCUCGGUGCGCGUCUACUACAAGCAGUGCCGCGCCACGGUGCGGGGCCUGGCGGCCUUCCCCGCCACGGCGGCUGAGAGCGCCUUCUCCACGCUGGUGGAAGUGGCCGGAACGUGCGUGGCGCACUCGGAAGGGGAGUCUGGCAGCCCCCCGCGCAUGCACUGCGGUGCCGACGGCGAGUGGCUGGUGCCCGUGGGCCGCUGCAGCUGCAGCGCAGGAUUCCAGGAACGUGGUGACAUCUGCGAAGCCUGCCCCCCAGGGUUUUACAAGGUGUCCCCACGGAGGCCUCUCUGCUCACCGUGCCCGGAGCACAGCCGCGCCCUGGAAAACGCCUCCACCUUCUGCGUGUGCCACGACAGCUACGCGCGCUCGCCCACCGACCCGCCCUCGGCCUCCUGCACCCGGCCGCCGUCGGCGCCGCGGGACCUGCAGUACAGCCUGAGCCGCUCGCCGCUGGCGCUGCGGCUGCGCUGGCUGCCGCCGGCCGACUCGGGCGGCCGCUCCGACGUCACCUACUCGCUGCUGUGCCUGCGCUGCGGCCGCGAGGGCCCGGCCGGCGCCUGCGAGCCGUGCGGGCCGCGCGUGGCCUUCGUGCCGCGCCAGGCCGGGCUGCGGGAGCGCGCCGCCACGCUGCUACACCUGCGGCCCGGAGCGCGCUACACCGUGCGCGUCACCGCGCUCAACGGCGUCUCGGGCCCCGCGGCCGCCGCGGGAGCCACCUACGCACAGGUCACCGUCUCCACCGGGCCCGGGGCGCCCUGGGAGGAGGAUGAGAUCCGCAGGGACCGAGUGGAACCCCAGAGUGUGUCCCUGUCCUGGCGGGAGCCGGUCCCUGCUGGAACCCCUGGGGCUAAUGGCACCGAGUAUGAGAUCCGGUACUAUGAGAAGGGUCGGAGUGAACAGACUUACUCCAUGGUGAAGACAGGGGCACCAGCCGUCACCGUCACCAACCUGAAGCCUGCCACCCGCUACGUCUUCCAGAUCCGGACAGCUUCCACAGGGCCCUCCUGGGAGGGCCAGAGCUUCAGCCCCAGCAUUGAAGUGCAGACCCCUGGGGAAGCUGCCUCAGGGUCAAGGGACCAGAGCCCUGCGGUCGUCGUCACUGUGGUAACCAUCUCAGCCCUCCUUGUCCUGGGCUCCGUGAUGAGCGUGCUGGCCAUUUGGAGGAGGCCCUGCAGCUAUGGCAAAGGAGGCGGGGAUGCCCACGAUGAAGAGGAGCUGUACUUCCACUUCAAAGUCCCCACCCGUCGCACGUUCCUGGAUCCCCAGAACUGUGGAGACCCACUGCAGGCUGUGCAUCUCUUCGCCAAGGAGCUGGAUAUGAAAAGUGUCACACUGGAGAGGAGCCUGGGAGCAGGGCACUUUGGGGACCUGUGCUGUGGCUGUCUGCAGCUGCCGGGCCGCCAGGAGUUGCCGGUGGCUGUGCAUACGCUGAGGGAUAGCUGCUCUGACUCUCAAAGGCUCAGCUUCCUGGCAGAGGCCCUCACGCUGGGCCAGUUUGACCACAGCCACAUCGUGCGGCUGGAAGGCGUGGUCACUCGAGGAAACCCUUUGAUGAUUGUCACAGAGUAUAUGAGCCAUGGCGCCCUGGACGGCUUCCUCAGGCAUCAUGAGGGCCAGCUGGUGGCUGGGCAGCUGAUGGGGUUGCUGCCUGGGCUGGCGUCAGCCAUGAAGUAUCUGUCGGAGAUGGGCUAUGUUCACCGGGGCCUGGCGGCCCGCCGCGUGCUGGUUGGCAGUGGCCUCGUCUGUAAGAUCUCUGGCUUUGGGAGGGGUCCCCGGGACCGAGCAGAGGCUGUCUACACCACCAUGAGUGGCCGGAGUCCAGCCCUCUGGGCCGCCCCUGAAACACUCCAGUUUGGCCACUUCAGCUCUGCCAGUGACGUGUGGAGCUUCGGUGUUGUCAUGUGGGAGGUGAUGGCCUUUGGGGAGCGGCCCUACUGGGACAUGUCUGGCCAAGACGUGAUCAAGGCUGUGGAGGAUGGCUUCCGGCUGCCACCCCCCAGGAACUGCCCCUCCCCUUUGCACCGACUGAUGCUUGACUGCUGGCAGAAAGACCCAGGUGAGCGGCCUAGAUUCUCCCAGAUCCACAGCAUCCUGAGCAAGAUGGGGCAAGACCCAGAACCCUCGAAAGGUGUCACGACCACCUCUCCCAGGCCUCCCACCCCUCUGGCAGACCGUGCCUUCUCCUCCUUCCCUUCCUUUGGCUCUGUGGGCGCCUGGCUAGAGGCUUUGGACCUGUGCCGCUACAAGGACAGCUUUGCUGCAGCUGGCUAUGGGAGCCUGGAGGCUGUGGCUGAGAUGACUGCCCAGGACCUGGUAAGCCUGGGCAUCUCCUCAGCGGAACAUCGAGAGGCCCUUCUGAGCGGGAUCAGCGCCCUGCGGGCUCGAGUGCUGCAACUGCAGGGCCAGGGGGUGCAGGUGUGAGGCCCCCAACUCUUCCACAGCAGACUUCAACCCUGCCCAACAACCCUGCAGCUGUUCUCCACCUCGGGGGAGGGGAGGGCUUCCUUCCUCCUCUUGGGCUCCUAGCUAGUUUGGGGUCAUGAGGUACCUCAUUUCAUUUUCCCCUCUGAACACCUGGCUAACCUAGUGCCCCUGGAAGAGGUCCAGUCCCUGGAGAGGACCCC
Dipodomys spectabilis (banner-tailed kangaroo rat) is the source of this 3230-nucleotide messenger RNA. RefSeq names its product EPH receptor A10 (gene Epha10). Gene Ontology annotation, biological process: protein phosphorylation; cell surface receptor protein tyrosine kinase signaling pathway; axon guidance. The transcript has 17 exons. The record is from RefSeq and is a predicted model, not a curated record. The coding region runs from base 1 to 3027 and encodes 1008 amino acids. Gene Ontology annotation, cellular component: neuron projection; plasma membrane. NCBI's taxonomy places the organism in Eukaryota, Metazoa, Chordata, Mammalia, Rodentia, Heteromyidae. Gene Ontology annotation, molecular function: transmembrane-ephrin receptor activity; protein binding; ATP binding.